AGUCAUUGAGAUUUCUAUAUAUACACAUAACCCCUUCUUUCUAUCAUCAACCAACAACAAGCAAUCUAAUAACUUUUAUCUUUUCAUACUUCUCUUCAAAAGAAUUCAAACUUUCAGACAAAAAUAUAUAGAAAUGGCUUUGAUGAGAAGUCUGUUGAGUGCAAAGAAGGUUCUUGGGCGCUCUAUAACAGCAUCAGCUUCUACAAGCAAAAGAGCCUCGGCUGCACCACCAAAAGGGUUUCUUGCGGUGUACGUAGGAGAAAGCCAGAAGAAGAGAUAUGUGGUGCCAAUCUCAUACUUAAGCCAGCCUUCGUUUCAAGCUCUCCUCAGCAGAUCUGAAGACGAGUUUGGGUUCGAUCAUCCAAUGGGUGGCUUAACCAUCCCUUGUCCUGAAGAUACUUUCAUCACUGUGACGUCUCGGCUUCAGUGAUGAUUAUUCACCAUUUUUGUUCUUAGAAUUAGAGUUAGACUCACUUAAUUCAUUGUAUAUAGAUGAAUUUUUACUCUUUUCUUCUCGAAAGAGAUUUUCGAAAAGGUUAUAAAAUGACUUCAGUUUUCAUGCAA
Raphanus sativus (radish) is the source of this 564-nucleotide messenger RNA. RefSeq names its product auxin-responsive protein SAUR21. Bases 134 to 430 code for a protein of 98 amino acids. The record is from RefSeq and is a predicted model, not a curated record. The transcript has a single exon. Lineage: Eukaryota; Viridiplantae; Streptophyta; Magnoliopsida; Brassicales; Brassicaceae. Gene Ontology annotation, biological process: response to auxin.